GACUAUUUGUGUAGUUUAUCAAAAUAUCUUGUGUUUCAUUUGGACCCAAUAUCUUUUGCUUUCAUUGGCAAGAGUCACCACCAUCCAUCUUCUAAACGUGUGAAUUACUUUUCUCAAUUUCUAACAACUUUACACCACAAAUGAAAGAUUCCCCUCCCAUAUGUUUGGAAAGGCUGUAUCUCCAUCUCCAAUUCUACCUUCCACUGUGUUAUGAGGAUUCACUAUAUUCCUUCAUCUUCCUGUUUGCAUCCAAUUAAACCCCAUAAAAACCCUAGAAUCAAUUUAUUAUGGACUAAAGGAUUUCAUCAAACACAAAAUUCAACAACAUUCUGCUGCUACAGAUCCAACACCAGCUACUGUUAUGCAUAUACCACAUGCCAAUUGCAAGGAGAGGAUUCACAGUUGAAAAGAACUUUAAAGAAACAGAAUAAAGGGGAUGAUUCCGGUAUCCCCAUUGCAGUUUCCGGCACAAAAAAGGGAACUAUAGCCGGUGCGGUGGCUCUGAUCAUUGGAACAAGUAUAGGAUCUGGGAUACUUGCUCUUCCCAAAAGAACUUCUCCGGCGGGUUUGCUUCCGAGUUCAAUAUCUUUGAUUUUGUGUUGGGGAUUUCUGUUGAUUGAAGCACUGCUACUAGUUGAAAUCAACGUGGGUCUUCUUAAAAAGAAGGAAAACAGAGUGGAGAAUGAGAAUGAGAAUGAGUUGGAAGUGAUCUCGAUUCGAACCAUGGCUCAAGAGACGUUAGGUGAAUUGGGUGGAACCUUAGCCACUUUGACCUACGUGUUCUUGGGGUACACAUCGAUGAUCGCUUAUGCUUCAAAAUCCGGUGAAAUUCUUUACCAUUUCAUCAAGAUUCCAGAAUCAGUUUCAGGGGUUUUCUUCACCAUGGUCUUCGCAAUUCUCAUAUCUGGUGGAGGAACACGCACCACAGAUCAAGUGAAUCAAGUUCUUACAGUCUGUAUGAUAGGGUUGUUGGUAGCAAUUGAGGUUCUAGCAAUCUUUUAUGGAGGGUGGGCAGGUUUUGAAGGCAAUGGUGAUUGGACAAAAGUUCCAGCAACUAUUCCGGUGAUGAUAUUUUCUUUGGUUUAUCAUGACCUAGCUCCUGUUCUUUGCGCGUAUUUGGGCGGUGAUAUUGAACGUAUAAGGACUUCGGUUGUUCUUGGCAGUGUUGUACCGUUGGCAGGAAUCUUGAUUUGGAACGCGGUAGCUCUUGGUCUCUCCAGUCAAACUGAACCAAUCAUCGAUCCUCUCGAGUUGCUUAUGAGGCAAAGAUGGGAUGGAGUUCAGAUUAUGGUAGAGGCAUUUUCACUUCUAGCAGUUGGAACAUCACUAUUAGGGACUCUCUUAGGCUUCUCUCAGUUCUUCAAAGAACAAAUAGUCAACAAUUUUACUUGGGAUUCUUCUUCUCCAUCACAGAAAUCCAGAACCGACUUUGGUGGGAUGGUAGAAAAAUGGUGGGUAAACAAUAGGACCGGUUUCACAGCCACAGUUAUGGUCAUUGGUCCGACUCUUUUUGUGUCUACUACUGUCCCAGAUGUGUUCUCUGCUGCUACAGACAUUGCUGGAGGGUACUGCAUGACAAUGCUGUAUGGAGUACUUCCGCCAGCAAUGGCGUGGGCUAUGCAUGUUGAAGAGGAAACUGAUGAUAAAAAGGGGAUAUCAAGAACAAGACUAGCCCUAUUUGGGAUAGGACUAUUCGCUUGUGGGAUCAUUCUCGAACAAAUUUUUCUGGAUCUUUCGAUUGUUUAGUCCUAAGGGAAUUUGUAAUCUCAAUCCAGAACGAGCAAUCAAUGUUACACGAGGAAAAAGAACGAAUUUUUAUUG
Cynara cardunculus var. scolymus (artichoke) is the source of this 1821-nucleotide messenger RNA. RefSeq names its product tyrosine-specific transport protein 2-like. Gene Ontology annotation, biological process: amino acid transmembrane transport. Lineage: Eukaryota; Viridiplantae; Streptophyta; Magnoliopsida; Asterales; Asteraceae. The transcript has 8 exons. The coding region runs from base 211 to 1746 and encodes 511 amino acids. The record is from RefSeq and is a predicted model, not a curated record.